Messenger RNA from Thamnophis elegans (Western terrestrial garter snake), 2694 nucleotides. It is a transcript of the gene TRAF4, whose product is annotated as TNF receptor associated factor 4. Gene Ontology annotation, biological process: activation of NF-kappaB-inducing kinase activity; regulation of apoptotic process; positive regulation of JNK cascade. Gene Ontology annotation, molecular function: zinc ion binding; protein binding. The coding region runs from base 845 to 2017 and encodes 390 amino acids. Lineage: Eukaryota; Metazoa; Chordata; Lepidosauria; Squamata; Natricidae. The transcript is spliced from 8 exons. The record is from RefSeq and is a predicted model, not a curated record.
CCUCCCCCCGUUUACCCGGAGCCCGCGAGCGCCUGCUGGGGUCCCAUCACGGGCAGCCCCUCCGCACGCAAGGCGCCCCCUCCCCUUCCAUGGCGCCCUGCACUGUUUGGUGCCCGCUGGCCGGGCAACCGGCUCCGCCACCCCCCCGAAGGCUCUCCCGUGUUUGCAGCGGAAACUUCGGACGCCUCCCGGGCACCGCAGGGCUGGAGUGGACCUCCCCCCGGGAGGACUUCGCCCCCUGCCCAGCAAGGCUGCCUGCAUGCCCGCCUCUCUCUUCGGAAGGUGCUGGGGGGGGGGGCAUGAGAGCGGUUGGUGCCCGGAGAGGCGGAGGAGGCGGGAAGCGGAAUUUAACCCCGAAAGUGGCUGUUUGGCAGGGCAGGCAGGCGGGGGCUGUCCCGGCCUGCCCAGAAACUCCCUCCCCCUUUCGCUGGUUUCGGCCAAGGCAGCCGGGACCGUACUUGGCUUGGGCGCUUCGGGGACGGGAGACCACCAGGAAACGCGCAGGGCUGUGUGGCUGGAUUAAGAAGUCCGUAAAAGCCCCAGAGCGGGGGAAAAAAACGGUCGGAGACAAGUGACUGUCCGAUUCUGGCACAAAUCUUCCGGAUGCCACAGGACGCUGAGUCAGCCAGCAAGACCACCGGCUCUCCGGAUAGCCGGAGAAAACGAUUGUUAGGGCGGCUGCAAGGAUGCAAACUCUCGCAAGGGUCUGGGGUCCCCGGGGAGACAGUGUCCCUGCCUAUCUCGGAGUGAAGGCGUCUUCAAGUGCCCCGAGGACCAGCUGCCCCUCGACUACGCCAAGAUCUACCCAGACCCCGACCUGGAGGCCCAGGUGUUGGGCCUGGCCAUGCGCUGCAUCCACAGUGAGGAGGGCUGUCGCUGGAGUGGGACCAUCCGCCAUUUGCAGGCCCACCUGGGGACCUGCAGCUUCAACGUGGUGCCCUGCCCCAACCGCUGUGGGUCCAAGCUGAGCCGGCGCGACCUGCCCCCCCACCUGCAGCACGACUGUCCCCAGAGGCAACUCCAGUGCGAAUUCUGCCGGGCCGACUUCACGGGGGAAGCCUUCGAGAACCACCAGGGGGUCUGCCCCCAGGAGAGCGUCUACUGUGAAAACAAGUGUGGGGCGCGCAUGAUGCGCCGGCUGCUCUCCCCACACAUGCUGGCCGAGUGUCCGAAGCGCACCCAGCCCUGCAGCUACUGUGCCAAGGAGUUCCUCUACGACACCAUCCAGAACCACGAGUACCAGUGUCCCCGCUACCCCGUGCCCUGUCCGAAUCAGUGCGGAGCGCCCAAUAUCGCCCGGGAGGACUUGAGUGGGCACGUGAAGGAGAACUGUUCCACCGCCCUGGCCCUCUGCCCCUUCAGGGAGGCCGGCUGCAAACACCGGUGCCCCAAAGUGUCCCUGGGCCGCCACCUGGACGAGAACACCAAGCUGCACCUGGGCCUGAUGGGGGCGCUGGUGGCCCGGCAGCGCCAGGAGCUGGCCGAGCUGCGCCGCGAGGUGGAGGAGCUGGCGGUGGGCAGCGACGGGGUGCUGAUCUGGAAGAUCUCCGACUACGGCCGGAAGCUGCAGGAGGCCCGCCUGCGGAGCAACUACGAGUCCUUCAGCCCGCCCUUCUACACGCACCGCUACGGCUACCGGCUGCAGGUCUCGGUCUUCCUGAACGGCAACGGGAGCGGGGAGGGCAGCCACCUCUCGGUCUACAUCCGGGUGCUGCCCGGCCAGUACGACAACCUGCUGGAGUGGCCCUUCGCCUACCGGGUGACCUUCUCGCUGCUGGACCAGAGCGACCCCUCCCUCUCCAAGCCCCAGCACAUCACCGAGACCUUCUUGCCGGACCCCGCCUGGAAGAACUUCCAGAAGCCCGGCACGGGCCGCACCUCCCUAGACGAGAGCCUGUUGGGUUUCGGCUACCCCAAGUUCAUCUCCCACGAGGACAUCAAGAAGCGCAACUACGUCCGGGACAACGCCGUCUUCCUCAAGGCCUCGGUGGAGAUCCCGCCCAAGAUCCUCUCCUGAGGGGGCUGCAGAGCGGAGGAGCCGGGGGAGGCGGGGUGGACGCCCCCCACCCCCCUCUGCCGGGUUUCCCCACUUUGGAAGAGCAGCUCUGCUUCUGAGGACGCUCCCCCCCCCCCCCCAUCUGCCUUUCUGCUUCGGAUCGUCUCCCCCCCACCCCUUCGGUUGAAAUGGUGCUAAUUGCUGCACCAUUAUUGGUGCAAUUGUUGGGGCUAGCUUGGGGAGGGGGGGUUGCAUUCUUCCCAGGAGCAGCUGGGCUGCCUCUGCGACCCCCCCAUUUUCUCCCCAAGUGCCCUUUGGGGUCCCUGCAAACACCUGCCCUGGGGAACUUCAGGGAGCCUGCUGGGGGCCUUCCAGAUGGGGGGGUGUCCCUCUGCACACUGCCCCCCCUUUCCGUGGAACAGCUGGGGGGGGCUGAAGGCCGGAACCCCCGACUCUUCCUUCGGUGUCCACACUUGGACGGCUGUCUUGGACCUAUUCAGAGACGGGGGGGGAGGGGGGGCUACCCAGCACUCAAGAGCCAUAUAAUUGCCGGUGGGCCUUUUUGCCCGGGGGGGGGGGGAGGAGGGGGGGCUGCCCACCAGGCCACCAGGGGUGUAGCUGCAAUCACUACUCCUCCCUCCCUUUUUCAGAGUUACAUUUUUCUGUCUUUUUAAUAAACCGCUCCUUGUAUUUAUUAA